CACCAUUCUUCCUCUGCACAGGUUGUGAUAAAUCUCCCCCAUGAUUUCUAAGAUAAAACUGCAGCUUGUGAAUAUACCCUUAAAUGUCUGAAUGGCCACAGCUGAUCACUGUGUCUUAUAAUGGAGGGAGGGAACAUUAACCCCUGAGCCAAGAUGGUUAAGACUGGAACAAACGGAUUUAAGAAACAGUAAGACGGUUGAUACCUGUCCAAUCACAAUGGGAGAUCAAGACACAAUGACUGAGGUUCCUGCUGCACUGAAACGACUGGCCAAGUAUAUGGUUCGUGGAUUUUUUGGAUUGGAGCAUUCCCUGACCCUGGAUGUGCUCAUCCGGUAUUCUUGUGUCAAGGAGGAGGACAUAGCUCUGCUCCUUAAAUUCGAAAAGAGGCAACUCCGAGCGAUCCUCAACACCUUAAGGGCUGAUAAGUUCAUCAAGUGCCGCAUGCGUGUGGAAACCGGCGCCAAUGGCAAAAGCACCAAACACAACUAUUACUACAUCAAUUACAAAGUGCUGGUAGAUGUGGUCAAGUAUAAACUCGAUCAUGUCCGUCGCAAGAUUGAGUCGGAUGAGAGAGAAUCCACCACGAGAGCUUCCUUUAAGUGUCCUGGGUGUCUCAGCACUUACUCUGAUCUGGAGGUGAACCAGCUGUUUGACCCAUUCACAGAGCUCUUUCGCUGUACUUACUGCAAUGCAGAAGUAGAAGAAGACUUCUCAUCGAUGCCAAAAAGAGAUGCCAGGACAUUACUUGCUAAAUUCAAUGAGCAGAUUGAACCGAUUUUUGGGCUUCUCCAGGAGACAGAAGACAUUGUGCUCCCAUCUGAGUUGCUGGAGCCACAGCCCGCAUAUAUUCCAGAGCUUUCCAACAGCUGUGAACAGGGAUCUGACACAACAGUUGUUGAUAUGCAAGGGAGAUGGGCGAACAGGACUUCAUCUGUGGAUAUGUAUGUUCAAAACGUGACUAUAAAUGUCCGCGAGCAUGAGCUUAAAAAGGUAAAAGAAAAGAAGGGCAAGGAGCAGCCUGUGUGGAUGAAGGAAAGUACUGUGUCUGUACCUGAAGCCCAUCCAGAAGACAUAAAGGCUGAUCUCUCACCUGAAGUAGAAGAGAAGGUGGACGAAAAUGCCAAUAAGGAAAGUGUUUGUGACAAUGAAGUAAUAAGGACUCUCUUAAUCCAUGAAAUGAAAUCUGGAUCUGGUCCACCUGUCUCUCAGAUUACUAAAAGUGAUUCAGAAAGCGACACCAGUGAGUCCGAUGAAGAAACAAAACGCACAAAUCCAGGGGCAGGAAAACCUUUGAUCAGUGCAGAGGAAGAGGCUGAGGACGAUGAUCCAGUGGUCAUGGUUGGUGGCCAGCCCCAUGUGUACAGUGAGGUCAGUCAAAACCCAAGUCUUGUGUCAUUCAUGACUGAGGAGGAGAGAGAAGCGUACAUCAAAAUAGGGCAAGAAAUGUUCCAGUCUGCAUUUGAGUGACAUAUCCUUUAUACUAAAACCAGACUAGAAAAUGUCUGUGAACUUAAAUGUGUUUGCAUCAUGUUCUUCUGUUUUGUCUCACACAUCUUAUUUUUGUGCAUUACACACAGUGAAGUUGUGUAAAUAAACA
Hyla sarda is the source of this 1598-nucleotide messenger RNA. Its product is annotated as general transcription factor IIE subunit 1-like. The record is from RefSeq and is a predicted model, not a curated record. Gene Ontology annotation, cellular component: transcription factor TFIIE complex. The transcript is spliced from 5 exons. NCBI's taxonomy places the organism in Eukaryota, Metazoa, Chordata, Amphibia, Anura, Hylidae. Gene Ontology annotation, biological process: transcription initiation at RNA polymerase II promoter; transcription open complex formation at RNA polymerase II promoter. The coding region runs from base 218 to 1468 and encodes 416 amino acids.